Molecule: messenger RNA, 1263 nt
Organism: Papaver somniferum (opium poppy)
Lineage: Eukaryota; Viridiplantae; Streptophyta; Magnoliopsida; Ranunculales; Papaveraceae
Product: probable isoaspartyl peptidase/L-asparaginase 2
Exons: 4
Coding region: 94-1086 (330 amino acids)
Molecular function (GO): hydrolase activity
Source: RefSeq, a predicted model, not a curated record
GAAGCACCAUUCUGGUUUUGCUCAUCAGAGAAGGCAAAAACAAAAAUUCAGUUUAGAGAAAGAGAGGAGAAAAGAGAAGAAGAGACAGAGAGAAUGGGUCGUUGGGCAAUAGCGGUUCAUGGAGGCGCUGGUGUCGACCCUAACCUUCCUGCACAACGUCAAGAUGAAGCCAAACAGCUUCUUGCUCGUUGUCUUAAUCUAGGAAUCUCUUCUCUUCAAUCUUCUCUUUCUGCCAUUCAUGUUGUCGAACUCGUCGUGAGGGAGUUGGAGAGUGACCCAUUUUUCAAUUCAGGACGUGGAUCGGCAUUAACAGAGAACGGAACGGUGGAGAUGGAAGCAAGUAUAAUGGAUGGGCCAAAGAGAAGAUGUGGAGCAGUAUCGGGAUUAACGACUGUUAAAAAUCCAGUAUCACUUGCUCGUCUUGUUAUGGACAAAUCUCCCCAUUCUUAUCUCGCCUUCUCUGGUGCUGAAGCUUUCGCCAAGCAACAGGGUGUGGAAAUGGUGGACAAUGACUACUUUGUCACUGAGGAAAACUUAGGGAUGUUGAAGUUGGCUAAGGAAGCAAAUGCUAUUGAGUUUGAUUACAGAAUCCCAUCCUUGGGUCUAGGGACAUGUAGUGCUGGUGCAGGAGCAGCAAUUGACAAUGGUCUACAAAUGAAUGGUCUUCCAAUCAGCAUCUACGCACCCGAAACAGUAGGCUGUGUGGUGGUCGAUAGUGAAGGUAGGUGCGCAGCUGCAACAUCUACAGGUGGUUUGAUGAACAAAAUGACAGGUCGAAUUGGCGACUCUCCCUUGAUUGGUUCUGGAACUUAUGCUUGCAAUAUCUGCGCUGUUUCUUGCACUGGAGAAGGCGAGGCCAUUAUCCGUGGGACUUUGGCUAGGGAUGUUGCCGCGGUCAUGGAGUACAAGGGAUUAGGUCUUCAAGAUGCUAUUGAUUUUGUAGUGAAAGAAAGGUUGGACGAGGGAAAAGCCGGUAUGAUAGCUGUUUCAAGCAAUGGAGAAGUGGCAUAUGGAUUUAAUACUACUGGAAUGUUUAGGGGCUGUGCCACUGAGGAUGGGUUUAUGGAAGUUGGGAUUUGGGAGUAGAAUAACAAUAAAAGCACCCUUGUAAUCCUUGUCUUUGUUCAAGGACUUUAUUAGAAACAUAAUUAUAAAAUAAAGUUGUACCUAGGUUAGAUCUCAAAUACAUGUUGCAAUAGCUUUCACCAUCUUUUCUCUGCAAGAAAAACGUAAAUGGGAUUUAGAUUUGAAUCUUUGUUUUAA